AAGUGGGCUUGUUUAGAUCUGACUACGUAGAUCUCCCAUUCUUCAAGUGAUUCAUAACCUUUCAAAGUGUAAUCUUCAGACCUUGAUAUCAAAAAUUUGGUAUUUAGGGAUUACACAACUAGGUAACAUGAGAUGAAGAAACUCUAUUUAACCGAGUUGGAUACAUGAUUAAUUUAAUCAGCUUCAUAUGCGUUGCACUAUGAUUGACAACAAACACCUACUUCAUUCGCUACUUAUCUACCGAUUUAAUAUCAGUUGCAUUUCUCAGCAAUGUAGUCGAAAUCUGUCGUUCAAAAAUUCUACGAAGUUUCAGUCGGUUAUUAAUGAUGAAAGAGAUGGACGAAGUGGCAAAAAAACAUUUACAGCAUUAAACAAUACUGCUAUAUACAAAAGACCUGUUAAUACAUUAACGACAGGUAAUGACGAGACACCGUUUGUAGAUGAUAUUGAGAAAAUUACUUCGUAUUCCAUUUUUGGAUUUCAAAAUACGAUUCAACAACUGGUAAAAAGACAGAUUCCAUCUGUGUCUACGAUUCUGACUGAUACAGUGUCCCCAUAUACAACAGCACGUAUAGGCGUAUGGAGGGAAAGAAUGAUUUUAAAAUAUGGACAAGAAGAAUUUGACAAGCAUUCUGAAGAUAUGUUAAGAACUGGUAGACUACUACACUCUUACAUACACAGCAAGCUACUAUGCAAGGAUGUUGUAUUGUCGCCAGAAAUUCAUUUAGCAUACCACAGUGUCAGGUCUUUUUUAUCGAAUAUACAAAGUGUUCAACGGUUGGAAACUGCUGUGACUCAUCCCGCUUUGAAGUACAGAGGCAUCGUAGAUUGUAUUGGAGUUUAUGGAAAUGAGGUGUGUGUAAUUGAUUGGAAGAAAUCAGACAAACGACGAUCAACUUUAGAUGCAACUCAUGAUGCAGCUCUUCAACUCUCUGCCAACAUCGGCGCCGUGAACGCUUCCCGCAUGUUUCCUUUUGUUGUGACUAAAGGAUUGAUCGUGAUCGCUUAUUCGAACGGAGAUCCAGCAGAUAUCCACGAGGUAAAAGAUAAGUUAUUGCAAGAAAAGUGGACAAGUUGGUUGAAACGAUUGAAAAUGUUCUAUGAAGAACAAAACUCUAGAUCAAAGGAUGGAACAGUUCCAGAUAGCUACUAAUUAUAUUAACUAUUAAUUGUAUUAAGCAGUAAUAAAUAAAUAAAUAGUCAAUUUUA
Megalopta genalis is the source of this 1209-nucleotide messenger RNA. RefSeq names its product mitochondrial genome maintenance exonuclease 1. Gene Ontology annotation, cellular component: mitochondrion. Lineage: Eukaryota; Metazoa; Arthropoda; Insecta; Hymenoptera; Halictidae. Gene Ontology annotation, molecular function: single-stranded DNA exodeoxyribonuclease activity. Gene Ontology annotation, biological process: mitochondrial DNA replication. The record is from RefSeq and is a predicted model, not a curated record.